Molecule: messenger RNA, 3320 nt
Organism: Cynoglossus semilaevis (tongue sole)
Lineage: Eukaryota; Metazoa; Chordata; Actinopteri; Pleuronectiformes; Cynoglossidae
Gene: esrp1
Product: epithelial splicing regulatory protein 1
Exons: 15
Coding region: 712-2994 (760 amino acids)
Molecular function (GO): RNA binding
Source: RefSeq, a predicted model, not a curated record
GUUUUUAACACUGAGCAUGUUUUUUCUACCACAGUUACAUUUUAUAUAGUCCAUAUUUAUUAUUUCAUUUCAUUUUUCUAUAAAGCUCAUUUUUACAUUUACCGAUUUCUUUUAGCUUACGCUGAAGACGAACAGGAAUGUGAUGCAUGCAUGCAUCAGUGAAAAUGCAAACAUCAUCCAGAAAGGGUCAAUACUCAUAUCGGUGACGUGCUCACUGUCAGGCAUUGGCCCUAAACACCAUAUAACUUUUGUUGUAUUUUAGAGGAAAUACAUUGGGUAUUUAAAAAGAAAAGACCUGCAGUCAGAAUCGAAUUAUAGGAAGUCUUGGAAUAGUUGUACACGGCUGAUAGGUGACAUUUAUAACAUGUUUUCCAAGCUGCUUUCGGUGCCACGUCCUAAUAUGUAAAGCACCCGAGGGAGGCAGGGGGGAGGAGCAGAGAGGCAGCAGGUAGAAGAUCACGUGGUCCCACAGGUAGGCGCAGUACUUAACGGGAGGGGGGACGCGCAGCCAUUACUGUGAGAUGGUGACUGCGGGAGGUUUCACUUCAACACUGUCAUACUCUCGGAGCUCACCUUUACGCUCAGGUGGAGACUUUUUUUAUUCACCUCCCCCCUCCCGCUUGUCGCCACUGUCACCCUGGUGUAGUUUAGUGUAGUAUUCUCUUGUAGUUUUUAUUAGUUAGUCAGUUAGUUAGCGGUGCUGGUGUUCAGAUGACGGCGCAGGUAGACUACCUGGCGGUGUUUUUCACCGCCACAUCUGGCGCCUGUGGAGAGCUGCUGGGGUCCGACGAGAAGGAGCUGGUGCAGUUGGUUUGGCAGUUGGUGGAUGUCAAGAACAAAAAGUUGGGCAGGGUGAAUGAGCUCCACAUAAAGCCUGACCCCACAGACCUGACAGAGGAAAAGGAAGAGCAGCUGGAGGAGGAGGAGAAGGAGGAGGAUGUGUCAGAGGAGACAGUUGAAGAGAACAGAUUGGAGGCCGACUGCGUCUCUGCAUCCAACAGCUUUGAGUCAGCCCUAAACCAAUUUCACCUACAGCUGACAAAUGAAGUAAACAGCGCGGGCGCAGGCACGUCAGUCUGCUUGUGUACAGACGGGCAACUCCACAUCCGCCAAGUGAUUCACCCUGAGGCUGCGAGCAAGAACAUCCUGGUGCCAGACUGCUUCUACUCCUUCACCGACCUUCGAAAAGAGUUUAAGAAGCACUUCCCCUCAUCCGACCUCAAGGCUUUGAAUGUACAUGUCAUGGCAGAAUCUCUGAGUAUACCUGUUGAUCUGCCCCCCGCAUGGGACCCCUCAUCUACCCAAGAUCCUUUAGCCACCUUGCCUGCAACAGUUGCAGUACAGCAGGUCCAGACUAUGUCCAACAUCGUCCUCGCACUGCUUUCUGAACCAUUCUGUCACACCUUUUCUACUCCCGAGCGAGUUAAUGAAAAGUUUGAGACUGGAACUUGCAGUAAGAUGGAGAAAGUGUGCGACAACACGGUGAUCAGAGCCCGAGGGUUGCCAUGGCAGUCAUCUGACCAGGAUAUUGCUCGCUUCUUCAGAGGACUCAACAUUGCCAAAGGGGGGGCUGCUCUGUGUCUGAAUGCUCAGGGGAGAAGGAAUGGAGAAGCGCUGGUUCGUUUUGUCAGUGAAGAGCAAAGAGACCUGGCGCUGCAGAGACACAAACACCAUAUGGGCAACAGAUACAUAGAGGUUUACAAAGCAACAGGAGAAGACUUCCUGAAAAUAGCCGGAGGAACGUCCAACGAGGUGGCGAUGUUCCUGUCCCGUGAGGACCAGAUCAUAGUGAGGAUGCGGGGUCUUCCUUUCACCGCCACACACGAGCAGGUUCUCAGCUUCUUCUCCCCGGAAGACGGUCUCAAAGACAUGUGUCCUGUCAGCGGAGGGAAGGAUGGCAUUCUGUUUGUCCACUACCCGGAUGGACGUCCCACAGGCGAUGCCUUUGUCUUGUUCGCCUGCGAGGAGCACGCCCAGUGUGCACUGAAGAAGCACAAGGAAAUCCUGGGGAAACGAUACAUUGAGUUGUUCAAGAGUACGGCUGCAGAAGUCCAACAGGUGUUGAAUCGCUACUCAUCGGCCCCUCUGAUCUCCGUGGCCCCCCCUCCUUUGGUGUCAGUCCUCCCCACCGUGUCUCUUCUUCCUCCCCCUGGUGGUUUAAGGGACUGCUUGAGGUUGAGAGGACUGCCUUACACAGCGAGCAUAGAGGACAUCCUCACCUUCCUGGGCGAGUUCACACAUGAUAUCAGACCACAUGGCGUGCACAUGGUCCUCAACCAGCAGGGUCGUCCAUCCGGCGACUGUUUCAUCCAGAUGACCACGGCAGAGCGAGCACUUCAGGCCUCUCAGCGGCUUCACAAGCACAUCAUGACCAGCCAGCGGGGGGCAAACAGCCGCUAUGUGGAGGUCUUCCCCUGCAGCGCUGAGGAGAUGGGCCUGGUGCUGAUGGGCGGCUCGCUCUCACACACACAUGCACACACACACAACCGGAGCAGGAGUGGGACAGGGCUCAGCCCACCGCCAUGUAAGUCCAGACGUUUAUCUCCCCCAUCGUACUCCUUCACUCCUGCACAGCCUGUGUUCCCCACAGAGGCCGCCGCCUCUGCCCUCUACCCUCCCAUAGGUCAGGUGUUAUUGACCCAUCGGCCUCUCCCACCAGGACAUGCCUACUACCCCAGCACAGCUCAGCUAUACAUGAACUACACAGCUUACUACCCCAGUCCUCCUGGCUCACCUACCACCGUAGGAUUCUUCCCCUCCCCCUCCUCCCUCUCCUCUCCAGGGGGGUUGGUGCGUAUGCCGGGUUUGACCUACGGCAGCAGCGGGGUCAAAGAGCUCAUUAACGCAGUGCAGGGGUACCAGAGUCCUCUGGAGUCGACGUCUCUCCUGGGCAGCAGUCUGAUUGGUCAGUCCAGUGGAGGUGACGCUCUCAUGUCCCUUCCUGCUAUGGUUACCAAGCCAGCGGGACAGUACCUGGACCUGACCCUGCUGUAGGGUCACAGACAAACCAAGGUCAUGUGACAGUGACAUCUGAUGUAUUGUUAGCUAGUUUUUUUUUAAAAUAGUCUUUUAGAUGUGUUAUUUAUAUGUUUAAGAACAGAAAUUAUUGUAUUUUAUACCAAAAUCAUUGUGACCCAAAAAAAUAGCAGUUUUGUCUUAUAUUGCACAGUGUGUAUUGUAAAAGCUUUAUAAUGAUUUUUUUUAAAGAAACAAGUUAUUAUUAAGAUAUUAUAAUAGGGAUGUCCGAUAAUAUCGGCCUGAUAUUAGCAUAUUAUGUAAUGUCUGUAAGCAUUGUUAUCGGGUUUUCAUUAUCGGAUUCU